UGAAAAUAAGACACAAGGCACCUCCCCGAACAGAUUUACAGAACAAUUCAGUUAUUUGCAUCCAGCCGGACACUGUAAGACAACCUCGAAACAAGCAACGGAAUUGGGAGCAAAAUACGUUGACAGUUCCCAAAAGACAGACAUGCUCGGCGAAGGAGAGACUGGCCCCUACCCAAAGGACUCAUCGGAGGAGCAGCACAAAUCUUCAUCUGUCGACGCAGAAAAUGUCCCAAAUGAUAAUCGGUAUACUGAAGGAAUUGGAUCAGAUCGAUAUUAUAUUUGUCCCCCGGCGAAACAGACUGAAGAUGUGGCAAAUUCAUGUUCAUUUAUCCCCUAUACCAGUCAAUCUGGGUCUGUUUACAUUGCGUCCGGUGCCUCAAGGUUUGCAAACUCGCUUCACUUUGGCUCGGGGUUACCUCCCACGGCAUUAUCCUCAACAGUGGACGCCGGGCGUAAUCAAUUUAGUUCAGCUUUCCAAUUUGGUCACAGUCCUGGCUGCAUAUACCCGCCGUACGCGGGCACCGGUUCGGGUAUUGCUCCGAUGUCCUUAUCUACUCCAAGUGCUGGGAUAAGAGCUCAAGUGUACCUCUGCAAUCGUCCUCUCUGGCUCAAGUUUAAUAGACACCAGACCGAGAUGAUAAUUACCAAGCAGGGAAGGCGCAUGUUCCCGUUUCUUAGUUUUAACAUUAAUGGACUAAGCCUCGCUGCACAAUACAACGUAUUUGUUGAAAUUAUUUUGGCUGAUCCGAACCACUGGCGUUUCCAAGGCGGUAAAUGGGUCACCUGUGGAAAGGCAGACAACAAUACGCAAGGGAACAAAAUGUAUGUCCACCCUGAAUCCCCGAACACAGGAGCCCAUUGGAUGAGACAGGAAAUAUCAUUCGGAAAACUAAAACUAACCAACAAUAAGGGUGCCAGUAACAACAGUUCACAGAUGAUUGUCCUCCAGUCUCUGCAUAAGUACCAGCCCAGAUUAUACAUUGUGGAGGUGGUUGAGAAUGGUGUGGAGGACGUGAAUAGUGACCCCAGAACACAGAUCUUCACUUUCCCAGAGAACCAGUUUAUUGCUGUUACUGCCUAUCAGAACACUGACAUCACACAGCUGAAAAUUGACCACAAUCCUUUUGCUAAAGGCUUCAGGGACAACUAUGAUUCGAUGUAUACUGCUGCAGAAAGUGACAGAUUGACACCAUCCCCUACUGACCUGACCCGGUCUCACCAGAUUGUUCCAGGGGCUCGCUAUGCCAUGCAACCUUUCCUCCAGGACCAGUUUGCCAACAACCCCCAGAACCGCUUAUACAACAGUGAACGGGCUGUGCCCCAAACAAGCACCCUCCUUUCCCCCCAGACCGACGAUUCUACCCCACAAAGAUGGUUUGUGGCAUCAAUGCAGCAGGGAGUAGGAACCAACAAACUGGACCUGACCCCUUAUGAGGGAGAUUACUCCAGUCUGCUCCCCUACAGUAUCAAAUCCCUACCCAUACAGACCUCCCAUGCCCUAAGCUACUACCCAGAUCCACCUUUCACCUCCAUGGCAGCGGGCUGGGGCUCCAAGGUUUCCUAUCAGAGAAAAGUGGCCAUGGGCCUGCCCUGGUCACCGAGACACAGCCCCUCGGGGGUUCCUGACGACCAGUUACCUGACAAGGAAAAGGAGGAGAUCACGAGUGGGAUUGGCGGCAACCUUACGUCGGCCUCGACUCAAACACACCACUUGACCCUUGGUCGCGACAGUAAGGCUGAACCUGGAGCAUACCACUCCAUGGCUUGUAACAGAAGGCGUCUGUCUCUAACUGGGGAUAGGACCGAGACUUUACCCACAAUUAAGUGUGAAGACAUGACCAGCAGUAAUUACACCUACAGCAAGGAGAUGUCCUCCCCCAAAAACAUGGCUUACUAUUCAUUUUACACUAGCCCCUAA
Hypomesus transpacificus is the source of this 1918-nucleotide messenger RNA. It is a transcript of the gene eomesb, whose product is annotated as eomesodermin homolog b. Gene Ontology annotation, cellular component: nucleus. Bases 143 to 1918 code for a protein of 591 amino acids. The record is from RefSeq and is a predicted model, not a curated record. Lineage: Eukaryota; Metazoa; Chordata; Actinopteri; Osmeriformes; Osmeridae. The transcript is spliced from 7 exons. Gene Ontology annotation, biological process: regulation of transcription by RNA polymerase II; mesoderm formation; positive regulation of DNA-templated transcription. Gene Ontology annotation, molecular function: DNA-binding transcription factor activity, RNA polymerase II-specific; RNA polymerase II cis-regulatory region sequence-specific DNA binding.